Messenger RNA from Lucilia sericata (common green bottle fly), 552 nucleotides. Its product is annotated as cytochrome b-c1 complex subunit 6, mitochondrial-like. The transcript has a single exon. The coding region runs from base 1 to 282 and encodes 93 amino acids. The record is from RefSeq and is a predicted model, not a curated record. Gene Ontology annotation, biological process: mitochondrial electron transport, ubiquinol to cytochrome c. Lineage: Eukaryota; Metazoa; Arthropoda; Insecta; Diptera; Calliphoridae.
AUGAAUUUUAAACAAUUCUGGACUUUCAAUAUUCAAGCCGCACCACCUGAGCAGCAGUCUUCGCAAGAAGCGCAAGCGGAAUUGGUGGAUCAACAGAAGGAAUUGAGAGAUUUUUGUGAUAAAAAACGUAAAAUCUAUAGACUCUAUGAAACUCUACAAAAAUGCAAUAAACGUGUCAAUAGUCGUCAACAAACAAGGGAAACCUGUGAGCAGGAGCUAUUCGAUUAUGUUCAAGCACUCGAUCAUUGUGUGGCCAAAAUGUUGUUCCCCCAAUUGGUUUAGGAUUAUGAAAUAUAAAUAAAACGGUUUCUUUGAAAUUGGUGCCUAUAAAAAUAUGUAAUAACAUUUUGCAAGAAAUUGUUUUCUGCAAAAAAUGAUAACGUUUAUAGAAAAACAUGAUUAUUGGUUGUUGACUUGUGUGGCUGCUGAUGGCUGUUACAAGGUGUAUUAUUAUUAAUUUUUUUUUUGGUUCUCUAUUUUUUUCUACAAUUAUUUGGUGGGCUGACAUGAUUCUUGUCAGCUCAUAAAAAUGGCCAUUAUUAAAACAAUUUA